CAAAUUAACUAGUUGAACAACAUCAGUCUCAUCCUUAAGUGUUUUGUAUGAAGUGAUGAUGCUUGCAACGUCGCAUACUGCGAUACUUCCUGGAGUUUGUGUCCUUCUAAUAGUUCUCUUUUUCUAUGAGAAAGUUUUAUGCAUUAAACAUAUUUGUUGUAAUGCAGGGGUUUGUUAGCAGGCAAAAUGUAUGAAACUGCAAAAGGGAUUGUGACUAAUCUGGUUUCUCUGAUAGAUCAAUUUGGUUAUGUUCUUAACGGUGCAAGAGCAUACUACAGUAACAGAAGUCAGCCUCCUGUCCUGGCCACGAUGAUUGUUGACAUAUUCAAUCAGACAGGUGAUUUAAAUUUGGUUAGAAGAUCCCUUCCUGCUUUGCUCAAGGAGAAUCAUUUUUGGAAUUCAGGAAUACAUAAGGUGACUAUUCAAGAUGCUCAGGGAUCAAACCACAGCUUGAGUCGGUACUAUGCUAUGUGGAAUAAGCCCCGUCCAGAAUCGUCAACUAUAGACAGUAAAACAGCUUCCGUACUCCCAAAUAUAUGUGAAAAAAGAGAAUUAUACCGUGAACUGGCAUCAGCAGCUGAAAGUGGAUGGGAUUUCAGUUCAAGAUGGAUGAGCAACGGAUCUGAUCUGACAACAACUAGUACAACAUCAAUUCUACCAGUUGAUUUGAAUGCAUUCCUUCUGAAGAUGGAACUUGACAUAGCCUUUCUAGCAAAUCUUGUUGGAGAAAGUAGCACGGCUUCACAUUUCACAGAAGCUGCUCAAAAUAGACAGAAGGCUAUAAACUGUAUCUUUUGGAACGCAGAGAUGGGGCAAUGGCUUGAUUACUGGCUUACCAACAGCGACACAUCUGAGGAUAUUUAUAAAUGGGAAGAUUUGCACCAGAACAAGAAGUCAUUUGCCUCUAAUUUUGUUCCGCUGUGGACUGAAAAUUCUUGUUCAGAUAAUAAUAUCACAACUCAGAAAGUAGUUCAAAGUCUCAUGAGCUCGGGCUUACUUCAGCCUGCAGGGAUUGCAAUGACCUUGUCUAAUACUGGACAGCAAUGGGAUUUUCCGAAUGGUUGGCCCCCCCUUCAACACAUAAUCAUUGAAGGUCUCUUAAGGUCCGGACUAGAAGAGGCAAGAACCUUAGCAAAAGACAUUGCUAUUCGCUGGUUAAGAACUAACUAUGUGACUUACAAGAAAACCGGUGCUAUGCAUGAAAAAUAUGAUGUCACAAAAUGUGGAGCAUAUGGAGGUGGUGGUGAAUAUAUGUCCCAAACGGGUUUCGGAUGGUCAAAUGGCGUUGUACUGGCACUUCUAGAGGAAUUUGGAUGGCCUGAAGAUUUGAAGAUUGACUGCUAAUGAGCAAGUAGAAUAGCCAAAUGAAACAUCAUUGAGUUUUAUUUUCUUCUUCUGUUAAAAUAAGCUGCAGUGGUUUGCUGAUAGUUCAUGUUUGUAUUAUUUCAUAAGGUUUUUGUACCAUAUCAAGUGAUAUUACCAUGAACUAUGUUGUUCGGACUCUUAAAAAACCGUCAAGCGUGUAUCGGAUUUUGCAAAAAUAGUGCAUUUUUGGAGAAUUCGAUAACAUAGACCAUGUAUGGAUCUAAAUUGUAAACAGCUUACUAUAUUAAGUAAAAGUAAGAUGAUUCCUCUGCUUUAAUAAAUGAACAU
Molecule: messenger RNA, 1653 nt
Organism: Solanum tuberosum (potato)
Lineage: Eukaryota; Viridiplantae; Streptophyta; Magnoliopsida; Solanales; Solanaceae
Product: probable trehalase
Exons: 10
Coding region: 187-1344 (385 amino acids)
Biological process (GO): trehalose catabolic process
Molecular function (GO): alpha,alpha-trehalase activity
Source: RefSeq, a predicted model, not a curated record